Molecule: messenger RNA, 915 nt
Organism: Fusarium coffeatum
Lineage: Eukaryota; Fungi; Ascomycota; Sordariomycetes; Hypocreales; Nectriaceae
Exons: 2
Coding region: 1-915 (304 amino acids)
Biological process (GO): recombinational repair; interstrand cross-link repair
Cellular component (GO): mitochondrial chromosome; mitochondrial nucleoid
Molecular function (GO): single-stranded DNA binding
Source: RefSeq, a predicted model, not a curated record
AUGUUUGUGCCUCGAAGAUCAUUAUUCGCUGCUAGAAGGCAAAUCCCUUCUCAAUGCAACCGUUCGAUCGCUCGAUUCUUCUCCGCCGAGUCAGACGUUACCCUGCAAAACCCUUCCCAGGACCCCACGCAAGUGAACCAGGAAGAUGUCAUCACAAAGCCCAAAUACACACCGCGCACUACGACCGCUGCUAGACCUGCUACUACGCCAAGACCUGCGCCCGUGAGAGCUUCUACUGCUGCCAAGCCUGCUGCUCCUGCGCCUAAAACAACGACUUUCCCUUCCAAACCUGCGACUAGCAGCAAGCUAGCGAACCCUCACACGGCUGUUUUUACGUCGAAGAACACGUUGAGCGAAUCUAGCGAGACGGACGUUGAUAGCACACAUGAUAUUAAUUGGGAGACGAGCUUUUACGGCCUCGGAGUCAAGCCUGUCACCGUUGAGCAGAGCGAGGUUCUGUCAAGACCUGUCGACGUGGACGAUGUGGAGGUUAAGCCCGAUGGAAUUAUCUAUCUGCCCGAGGUGAAGUACCGAAGACGCUUGAACGAGGCUUUUGGACCUAUGGGAUGGGGCAUGGUUCAUCGUGGAGAGGUUGUCGUGGGACAGAACAUUGUCACGCGAGAGUAUGCCCUUAUUGUUAACGGCCGCAUGGUAUCUCAAUCUCAGGGUGAAAACAACUUUUUCAGCGCUGAAGGUGUCCCCGCUGCUAUCGAGGGUGCCAAGUCCAACGCCCUGAUGCGUUGCUGCAAGGAUCUCGGUAUUGCCUCUGAGCUAUGGGAUCCUGUCUUCAUCCGCUGGUUCAGAAAGAAUUACAUGGAGGAGCGAUGGGUUGAGCACGCGACCACCAAGAAGAAGAGGACAUUCUGGUACAAAAAGGGUCUUGCUGAGGCAGUGUACCCUUACAAGCUUGUCUAA